Thalassophryne amazonica is the source of this 1816-nucleotide messenger RNA. Its product is annotated as transcription factor AP-1-like. The record is from RefSeq and is a predicted model, not a curated record. Gene Ontology annotation, cellular component: transcription regulator complex. Lineage: Eukaryota; Metazoa; Chordata; Actinopteri; Batrachoidiformes; Batrachoididae. The transcript has a single exon. Gene Ontology annotation, biological process: regulation of cell population proliferation; regulation of cell cycle; regulation of transcription by RNA polymerase II. Gene Ontology annotation, molecular function: RNA polymerase II cis-regulatory region sequence-specific DNA binding; DNA-binding transcription factor activity, RNA polymerase II-specific; transcription factor binding. Bases 233 to 1177 code for a protein of 314 amino acids.
CAGUUUAGAGGUGGAUAAAGUUCGUCUCCACGUUGGAAGUGAUAGAAAGUCGUGUUCGGACUUCGUCUCUACUUUUUUUUAACCGAGGCGAAAACAAAACAAACAAACAAAAAAAAGAUAGUUGGGCUGUACGAAUACUGAUAAAUAUUUUUCUGUUAAUGUUAAUGUUCACUCGAGAAAACUUUUCACGGGACACACUGACGGGGACGCGAUCGUGGACCAGCGGAACUUUAUGUCCAGAAAAAUGGAAGCGACUUUCUACGAGGAAGGCGUGAACGCGCCCAACUCCCAGCACGACGGCGGCACGGGGGUGACGUACGGCUUCAACCCCAAAACUCUCAAACAAACCAUGACCCUGAACCUGAACGAGCCCAAAAACCUCAAACCGCACCUGGGAUCCAAGGCCCUGGACGUACUGACGUCCCCGGACGUGGGUCUGUUGAAGCUGGCGUCGCCGGAGCUGGAGAGGCUGAUCAUCCAGUCGUGCACCGGCCUGACGACUCCCACCCCGACACAGUACCUCUGCUCCAAGAACAUCACGGACGAGCAGGAGGGCUUCGCCGAGGGCUUCGUCAGGGCGCUGGCGGAGCUCCACUACCAGCAGCAGAUCCCCGCCGCGCACCCUGACGCGCCCGAGGCUGCCGCGUCCGACAGCGGCGGGCUGCGCUACAGCUGCACGGUGCGCGCAGAACCCCCCGAGUACGCCAACCUGGGCACGUACAGCCGCGCGGCGGCGGCCGUCGCUGAGCGCUCCUCCUCCUCUUCUUCCUCCUCCUCCUCUUCCUCCUACAGCCACAUGGAGGAGCAGCAGCAGGCGCUUCCACCUCCGCCGCCGCACCCGCGGCUCCACGCGCUGAAGGAGGAGCCGCAGACGGUGCCCGAGAUGUCCGGAGAGACGCCGCCGCUCUCCCCCAUCGACAUGGAGACGCAGGAGCGCAUCAAGGCGGAGAGGAAGCGCAUGCGGAACAGGGUGGCCGCGUCCAAGUGCAGGAAGAGGAAGCUGGAGAGGAUCUCCCGGCUGGAGGAGCGGGUGAAGAACCUCAAGAGCCAGAACACGGAGCUGGUUUCCUCCGCCAACGUGCUGCGGGACGAGCUGGCUCUGCUCAAGCAGAAGGUGAUGGACCACGUAAACAGCGGCUGCCAGCUCAUCCUGACGCAGCAGCUGCAGGCCUACUAAGGAGGGAGUAAAAAAACCAAACCCCCCCCCCCCCCAAAAAAAAAACCAGCACGGUUUGGGACCAAUUUAGAUCACAACAAACUUCUAUGUAUGUGUGAAAUGACCACAGGUCAGAGGUCACUGAAACUUUGAGACACCCUCAACUUAAAGGAAACUUCUCCGGUUGGACUUUUAUUUUAUUUUUUCGAAAUGUUUACCUUUUUUAUUUCAGAUUUUCUACUGAAAACCGGUAUUAAGUAAAGCCAUAUGUUAAUUGGCCAGAAGAGCUGAUGGUCCGUGAUGCAUUUCAGGGCGUCCUGAAUGACGGGUCCCGGGUGGGAUCAGGUUACAUUGUGAAUCAGGUUUCUUUUUCCCAGCAAAGUCUUCCACUCUGUCAAGUAGCAGUUUAUGCUCGAGUCAGGCACUGAUCACCCCAACCAGCAACUAUGUAGGAGUAACCACGACAAAAAAACAAAACAAAAACCUUUAUGAGUCAUAAAGGCGUGUAGCGUUUACUGACAAACUGCCUUACUAAACUGUCAUUUAGGUGUAACUAAUCAGUGUUAGACCUGAAAUAAAUAACACUUUUUAAAUAUUUGUAAGCUGUAUUUUUUAGCACUUAUGAACUGUACAUAUGACGAAAUAAACACUUAGACGCGC